Uranotaenia lowii is the source of this 3447-nucleotide messenger RNA. RefSeq names its product sodium- and chloride-dependent GABA transporter 1-like. Gene Ontology annotation, biological process: sodium ion transmembrane transport. Lineage: Eukaryota; Metazoa; Arthropoda; Insecta; Diptera; Culicidae. The transcript is spliced from 8 exons. The coding region runs from base 1261 to 3117 and encodes 618 amino acids. The record is from RefSeq and is a predicted model, not a curated record. Gene Ontology annotation, cellular component: membrane.
UCAAAACAAUCAAUGUCAGUUGAAACUUUGCCAUCCUCACUAGAGUAACAUCUUGCUUCCCAUUCACAUGUUUUGUAACUACCAAAAUAUUUACAAGCUUGUUCUUUUUCUGGUUCUCAAAAUAAACGCGACUUUGAGACAAAGCGCUCUUAAUUGAAACAGCGAAAAGUAUUAAUAACUUCUGACUUAGGUGGGUGGGACGAAAUUUGAUCAUAUAGUCAGAUGAAGUAAUGUUCUGCAAAAUUAAUUUAAGAUUUUUUCAAAGUACGAUAUAAGAAAAAUUUGAAAGAAAAUGUAGAUUUUGAGUUACAUGUUGAAAACUAGUGCUAUCGAUCUAAUGUUUUUUUUUUAAAUUAUUUAUUUCAGAACUAUAUCAUAAGGAACGUCAAGAAACACCUCAGCUACCCUGACAUCCAUUCCGUACCUUUUUGUUUGCCGAAUUUCUUCGUAAUUGGAACAUCUCCUGGCGUAAUGCGAUGAAUCUGACGAAGAGCCACGUGUUGUGGGUGGGCGUGUGGGUUUCCGUACAUAUGUGCAUUCCGCAGCACCAGGAAGCCAAAGUUCUUAUCGCGAUGCAAACAGAGCAAACCAGGGGAAAAGAUGCUGCAUGAUUUCGAGCUAUCCGAACACUUUGGGGUUCCAUUUCAACCGAAUAUGAAUAAUAUCUCAACUUGCUCGUUUUCUAACUCCCAUAAUCACCGGAUGGAAAUGUGGAUGCAAAAAUGUGGGACGCUCGCCUGUUAGUUUUGGUUCAGUUGAAAGAGAAAGCAACUCACGAUUAACAUAUUUGCGGUGCUCCGAAAUCCAACAACGCAUUGAGCUAAACUUGUUUGGUGUGGUUUUUCCUGAACCACCAAGUUUGUGUUUCCAAAGUGAUAACGCUAAUAGGGUUGUUUUGUAUGAAGCUUGGAGCAUUUGUCUUUCCUUUGAAUUUGUUGUUUCUAAUUUUCCCAUUUUGUUUUUCGUUUCAGGUUUCUAUUAACUUUCUUAAUCGUUUCAGGCACCCUCAGCACGUUGAAAGAUUUCACACCGAUUCAUCGUUUUUCUAACAUUCAGUUGAAAGCCAACCCAUUAUACGAAGAUUAUUAAUUUUUUAUUUUUCUCAUUUUACUUUCUCAUCAAAAUUUCACACAACAGAACCCCGAUUCGUCCUUUUCGCCUAGAGCUGCUGAGGCUCGUCGAUCAGCAGAGAUAGACCCUAGGAUCCCCACUUUAUCAAAAAAAGGGGGGAAACACGCUACUUCACCACUUUACCAUAAUAUGAGCGACGGUGUUGUGGUAUCGACGAUUGAAUGUCUAGAUAAAGUAUUGGACGCCGAGGAGGAAAGCAACCAUCACGAGACGGAGGUGGGACAGCACGAAGUAGAGCAACAAGAGGAACAAGAGCAGCAGCAGCAGUCGCAGAAAACAUCGAUUGAACUUAAUCUUCUUAGCUUGGAAGGACCUCAAGAAGCGGAAAACCCACAGAAGCAGCAGCAACAACUGGCCACAAUGACGCAGAAUAAGGUGGCGAAGAAGGAGCUCCCGGAGCGUGGCUCCUGGUCCUCGAAGCUCGAUUUCAUCCUUUCGGUCGUGGGGUUGGCCAUCGGUCUAGGGAAUGUGUGGCGUUUUCCGUACCUGUGCUACAAAAACGGCGGCGGCGCUUUCCUUAUCCCUUACUUCCUGACCCUCAUUUUGGCCGGCAUCCCUAUGUUUUUCAUGGAACUGGCGCUGGGCCAGAUGUUGACCAUCGGCGGGCUGGGCGUGUUCAAAAUUGCCCCAAUUUUUAAAGGUAUCGGAUACGCUGCUGCCGUCAUGUCCUGCUGGAUGAACGUGUACUAUAUCGUCAUUCUGGCGUGGGCGAUAUUCUACUUCUUCAUGUCCUUAAGAGCAGAUCUUCCGUGGCGUAGCUGCGACAAUCCCUGGAAUUCAGUCAACUGCGUCAACCCCUAUGAUCGUAAGGAGCUGCUGUGCUGGGAAUCGUUCGGCAUCAAUGGAACGGUUACCAAGAUCUGUUCCCUGAACUCCAACAAUGUGACGAUCAAUGAGUUGACUGACCCCGUUAAGGAGUUCUGGGAGCGACGUGCUCUGAUGAUCUCAAGUGGUAUUGAUGAGGUCGGAACGAUCCGUUGGGAGCUGGCUGGAACCCUGCUGUUGGUGUGGAUCCUGUGCUACUUCUGUAUCUGGAAGGGAGUCAAAUGGACUGGAAAGGUCGUGUACUUCACUGCUCUGUUCCCGUAUGUUCUGUUAACCGUCCUGCUGAUCCGUGGUAUUACCUUGCCGGGAGCUGCCGAGGGUAUCAAGUUCUAUGUGAGCCCUAACCUUUCGAAACUAACAGAGUCUGAGGUGUGGAUCGAUGCCGUCACACAAAUCUUCUUCUCGUACGGUCUUGGCUUGGGAACACUGGUCGCCCUGGGAAGCUACAACAAAUUCAACAACAAUGUCUACAAAGAUGCCCUGAUCGUGUGCACGGUCAACUCCAGUACCAGUAUGUUUGCCGGGUUCGUCAUCUUCUCGGUCGUUGGCUUUAUGGCCCACGAACAGCAACGUCCGGUGGCUGAGGUGGCAGCUUCCGGGCCCGGUUUGGCGUUCUUGGCUUAUCCGUCGGCCGUCCUUCAGCUUCCGGGAGCUCCGCUGUGGUCUUGUCUGUUCUUCUUCAUGUUGCUGCUCAUCGGUCUCGAUUCGCAGUUCUGUACCAUGGAAGGUUUCAUCACUGCCGUCAUCGACGAGUGGCCACAUCUGCUGCGCAAACGUAAGGAACUGUUCAUCGCCGUGGUGUGUAUGAUCAGCUACCUCGUUGGGUUGACUUGCAUAACAGAGGGCGGUAUGUACGUAUUCCAAAUACUGGAUUCCUAUGCGGUGAGUGGUUUCUGUUUGCUGUUCCUGAUGUUCUUCGAGUGUGUUUCGAUCUCGUGGGCUUUCGGAGUGGAUCGUUUCUACGACGGUAUCAAGGACAUGAUCGGCUACUACCCGAUGGCCUGGUGGAAGUUCUGCUGGGUUGUUACGACUCCGGCCAUCUGUGUGGUGAGUAUUUGGGUACAGCCGAGGGUUUCUCUGAAUGAGAGAGAAAGCCCUACGGUCACAGGUAAUUUGUUGUUUGCUAAAUUGACUGCGUUAGGGCAAAGCGAUUUGAGUUAGUUUCAGGCGUCGUGGGAUUAAUAAUGGAAGAAGCAGUUUUCGACAUUUCGGUAAAUGGUACGUAUAAUGGUUCCUAACAUUAUUAGAAUUGACUCAUUUCAGAUGAUAAAACAAGGCUGUGAAUUCUGGAAACGCAUUGACAACAACAAGACUUGGAUAACCUAGAGCGUCUCUUAUUUUAGCACUUAUUGAGUCUCAUAUUUUUACUUAAUGCUUAAGAAAAAGCUUUUUAUUUCUGAUAUCAUAUAUUGAACCUUGUCCAGCCAUUAACGUUUCUAACUUUUACACUAUUGAAAUAAUCUUUUAAAUAAAUUAAAAUCGUUGUAACUA